AUGUCAGAACUACAUAAGCUCCUAUUGAAUAGGGUGCGUCAACAGGAAAAGGCUCUAGGAAUUGAACCAUUGGCAGAAGAACUGGAGUCAGACACUGACUUGGAACUCGGUUCUGAAAGACAGUCUUCCCUCAAUGGGUUCCCACCAUCUAGCCUACCAACCAAGAUAUCUCCGCUUAUACCUCCAGCCGUCUUUCCAAAGUCUGGCUCCUCAAGCCUGUCACCAACGUCCUCGUACUUCUCCACCAACGAUAAAAUUAAAUCCAAUUAUGAAAGUACUGUUAACGAAAUAUUUCCAAAGCAGGAAAAAUAUGCCUCUUUCCAGACAUACUACCAUCCACCUUCUAAUACCAGUGCUCCAAUAUUCAUCUGCCAUCAUGGUGCAGGGUCUUCUGCUAUGACUUUUGCUAUGCUAACUAAGUAUCUACAGGAGAACUAUGACGAAAAUAACAAAGACGCAACACCGGGGGUAUUCACCUUUGAUGCUAGAGGACAUGGAAAGAGUGAAGGCGCUACAGAUUUUUCUCUUUCAGCAUUAACUGAAGACUUUACAUAUAUCGUUAACGAGUUUGUAAAACGUCAUAACGCUCUGUCAUCCUCAAUCUACUUCUUAGGGCAUUCACUAGGCGGCUCAGUACUCACAAAUUAUCUCUCGAACCCGUCUGAAGACGCCAUAAAGGUACUGGGACUCAUUAUGCUUGACAUUGUUGAAGAAACAGCAGUUAAGUCGCUAGUAGCCAUGCCCAAUUUCAUUAGAAAGAGACCAAAGAUAUUUGACUCCUAUCAAAGAGCCAUUGACUGGCAUUUGAAGGAAACCCAUUUACUCCACAACGAAGAGUCUGCUAAGGUUAGUGUUCCGGAUCUUUUGCUAGCACACGAAUCUCACUUAUCUUGGAUUACCAACCUCCUGUUGACACAACCAUAUUGGGAGACGUGGUUCAAAGGCCUCUCCUCUAAUUUUGUAACCUGUGGUCAAGGAGCCGCUAAGUUGUUAAUCCUUGCUGGCCAUGAGAAUCUUGAUACAGAUCUCAUAAUAGGCCAAAUGCAAGGGAAAUAUCAAUUGAUAGUGUUCAACAACAAUCCAAACGCCGGCCACUUCAUUCAUGAAGACAUUCCCAGCCACAUUGCAGUAAGUUUGUUGGACUUCGUAAGGCGAAACGACUCUCCAGAGGACUACAUGAAGAAGGAAUUAGGAUUUUUACCUAAAUGGGGUGGGAAGAUAAAUAAAAGUUAA
This is a messenger RNA of Dujonia railenensis, 1233 nucleotides long. NCBI's taxonomy places the organism in Eukaryota, Fungi, Ascomycota, Pichiomycetes, Serinales, Debaryomycetaceae. The record is from the annotation of a GenBank genome assembly.